CAUGUUGACAAAACAAUUGUUGCUUGCUCUGAUUUUUGCGGCCAUGAUGGCCCUCAGUUCAGCGCAGACUACAGCAUUGGCCAACAUUGGAACAGGGGGCGCUUUUCUGGCAGGACUAGCACUUCCGUUUAUUUUUAAUCAGUUCCGGCGACCACCUCUUCCUGUGGUAGUUCCGUAUCCGAUACAGACCAACUUCCCACCUCAAUUUUUCAACCCGUACCCUCGAGUACCUUUCCUCCCAGGCGCCCCAGGGUUCUUUGGUUAAAGUGGAAAACCCUUUGAACUUCCUGUCUGCUGUUUUAUUAUUACAUAUUAUAAUAAUUAAUAAAAAAAAACAUUAUUGCACUGAGCCUCUUCAUGUUUUCAUAUUUGUAAAGUUAAAGUAAAAAAAUAAACAUGUGGUUAAAACAAUAUGA
Molecule: messenger RNA, 416 nt
Organism: Saccostrea cuccullata (small rock oyster)
Lineage: Eukaryota; Metazoa; Mollusca; Bivalvia; Ostreida; Ostreidae
Exons: 2
Coding region: 2-265 (87 amino acids)
Source: RefSeq, a predicted model, not a curated record